UUCACCGGGGGGGAAACAACAGUCAUGGCGGAUGUUAUGAAUGUCGGGGUGAAUCUAGAAGCUUUUUCUCAAGCGAUUAACGCAAUCCAGGCACUUAGAUCGAGUGUAACUAGAGUGUUUGACUCGCUGAAAGAUGGGAUGAAGAAUAAAGAAACGCUUGAAGGACGAGAAAAGGUGUUUAUUACGGAGUUUCAGGACAACUUGCAGGCGGUGAAUCGUGAUUUAACUGAGUUGGAGCGUCUGAGCAAUCUGGUUGGCAGGCCAUCAGAGAGUCACCCGUUACACAACAGCGGCCUGCUUAGCUUGGACCCGGUUCAGGACAAAACCCCUCUGUACAGCCAGCUUCUACAGGCUUACAAAUGGUCCAACAAGUUACAGUACCACGCAGGCUUGGCAUCCAGCCUCUUAAACCAGCAGUCACUCAAGCGCUCGGCCAAUCAGAUAGGAGCUUCAGCGAAGAGGAGGCCGAAGGUCCAGCCCAGCACCCUUGUCCUGCCCAUUCAGUACGUGGACGAUGUGAUCUCUAGGAUUGGACGUAUGUUUCCAGACAUGUCCAUAGAGCUCUUCCGGCCCAACGGGACAUCAGCUGUGCUUCUGGUGACACUGGGAAAAGUGCUUAAAGCCAUCGUGGUGAUGAGGAGCCUGUUCAUCGACCGCACCAUCGUCAGAGGAUACCACGAGAAUGUGUAUUCCGAGGACGGCAAGCUGGAUAUCUGGUCCAAGUCCAACUACCAAGUGUUUCAAAAGGUGACGGACCAUGCCACCACAGCCCUGCUGCACUACCAGCUGCCCCAGAUGCCCGAUGUGGUGGUGCGCUCUUUCAUGACCUGGCUCAGGAGUUACAUCAAGCUUUUCCAGACACCAUGUCAACGCUGUGGUAAGUAUCUGCAAGACGGCUUGCCUCCCACCUGGAGGGACUUCCGUACCCUCGAGGCCUUCCAUGAUACCUGCAGGCAGUGAAUCUGCAAAGUCCACAGGAGUCACAAUACCCAUGGGGCAAGGGAUGAACAAACACAAAGCAUGUGUGUCAAGGACUCCGCUUGUAUUGAAAGACUUUUGAAACCACGAGUUGCGUCUAACGGACCAAACGAGAAGACUUCAGUAGUCUUGAUGGUCGUGUCCAACAGGUUAGAUGUACUCGGAUAUGCGGACGACACACUCGCAUGCAGUCUCUGUGUAAUAAAAGCAGAUCUGUAUUCUAAAUAUUUUUCUAAAUCCUUUUUAUUUUACUUUAUUUGUUUAGUUGCAGUUUUGUCUCCGCUGUCCAAUCACUGCAGAAAAGGUGGCUGAGAUUCUUGCUAUUGCCAGAAAACAUUAACUUCCUGUGCUCAUAUCUAGUGUUUCAAACUUCUGUAAACUUGUGCCCUACUUAGUUUUCGCUUAGCUUUUUUACCUUAAAAAAAGUGCUUCGGUGAAGCACUCCAAAGCAAAAGGCAUGCAGCACCGUUUUUUUUGUUGUUAUUGUUUGUGAGCUUUUUUUGUAGUCCCGUUUAUAAAGAAAAGAUGUUCAAUAUUUCAUGAGUCACUCAAAGUAGGAACGUUUCUUCUUCUUCUUUUUUUUUUUUUUAAUAAAACAGUCAACUGCUACAACUAGGUCAUAACUUCACAUGUCGCCUGUGCUAUAAACACGACACGUUUUGUGAUUGGACAGGAAUUGCUUAUAUGGUGGUUUUUUUUGUUUUCAUUUGUAUAUGGGUUUUGAUGUAAUAAAAUAUUUUUUUCUUUCACAUUC
Messenger RNA from Hemibagrus wyckioides, 1732 nucleotides. It is a transcript of the gene med27, whose product is annotated as mediator complex subunit 27. Bases 25 to 960 code for a protein of 311 amino acids. Gene Ontology annotation, molecular function: transcription coactivator activity. NCBI's taxonomy places the organism in Eukaryota, Metazoa, Chordata, Actinopteri, Siluriformes, Bagridae. The record is from RefSeq and is a predicted model, not a curated record. Gene Ontology annotation, cellular component: mediator complex. Gene Ontology annotation, biological process: regulation of transcription by RNA polymerase II. The transcript has 8 exons.